Ilyonectria robusta is the source of this 972-nucleotide messenger RNA. Its product is annotated as mitochondrial carrier domain-containing protein. Bases 1 to 972 code for a protein of 323 amino acids. The record is from RefSeq and is a predicted model, not a curated record. Gene Ontology annotation, biological process: mitochondrial L-ornithine transmembrane transport. Gene Ontology annotation, molecular function: L-ornithine transmembrane transporter activity. NCBI's taxonomy places the organism in Eukaryota, Fungi, Ascomycota, Sordariomycetes, Hypocreales, Nectriaceae. The transcript is spliced from 2 exons.
AUGACUGCGAUCCCGGCUACUGAGCUUGCGCUCAAGAGCAAGACAGCUGCCAUGGAGGCCAUAGAGGAUGUUGUCUGUGGCUCGAUUGCUGGAGCCGUAGGCAAAUACAUCGAGUACCCAUUCGACACCGUCAAGGUGCGGCUACAGAGCCAACCUGAUCACCUACCCCUACGAUAUAGCGGUCCUCUGGAUUGCUUCCGACAAGCUAUAAAGAGCGAUGGGUUCCUGGGACUAUACCGAGGUAUUAGCGCUCCGGUCGUAGGAGCAGCUGCUGAGACGAGCAGUCUAUUCGUGUUUGAGAGUAUUGGGCGCGAGGUCAUGUUCCUAACCGGAUUAUCCUCUCGGGAAAAGGGCCUGUCCCUACCCGACCUGUUCCUUACUGGUGCCUUCGCUGGCGUUUUUACUUCGGUUGUUCUGACGCCGAUUGAGCUCGUCAAAUGCAAGAUCCAGGCUCCAAUGGGAGAUGGAUCUGUAAGUACCCCGCUCCGCCCUCUGCCUGUCAUCAGAGAAAUCUUCCGCCACGAAGGGUUGAGAGGUUUCUGGCAUGGUCAGCUCGGAACUCUGAUUCGAGAAGCUGGUGGCGGCUCCGCGUGGUUUGGAGCCAAGGAGACGGUCACAUCCCUGUUCUAUCAACACAGAAUCAAGGCUGCCACAUCCGAGGCUGAAAGACGACAGAUUUUAGCCACGCCUCUGCCCUUUUGGCAACAAGCCGUUGCAGGCGCAUCGGCGGGUGUCUCAUAUAACUUCAUCUUUUUCCCUGCAGACACCAUCAAGUCGCGCAUGCAGACAGUCCCACUGGGAAGUAUGGGGGAGAAGCGAACAUUCUGGAACGAGGGCGCCGCCCUGUGGCGGCAGCAUGGAAUCCGCGGCAUGUACCGCGGCUGCGGAAUUACAUGCCUUCGAUCGGCUCCAAGCUCUGCAUUCAUAUUCAUGAUUUAUGAUGGACUGAAGGCACACUUGCCUUCCCACUAG